This is a messenger RNA of Harmonia axyridis, 677 nucleotides long. Its product is annotated as ATP synthase subunit C lysine N-methyltransferase. Bases 53 to 655 code for a protein of 200 amino acids. The record is from RefSeq and is a predicted model, not a curated record. Gene Ontology annotation, molecular function: protein-lysine N-methyltransferase activity. Gene Ontology annotation, biological process: positive regulation of proton-transporting ATP synthase activity, rotational mechanism; regulation of mitochondrial ATP synthesis coupled proton transport; peptidyl-lysine trimethylation. Gene Ontology annotation, cellular component: mitochondrion. NCBI's taxonomy places the organism in Eukaryota, Metazoa, Arthropoda, Insecta, Coleoptera, Coccinellidae. The transcript is spliced from 4 exons.
UUUUCUGUAUUUAAAAUUGAAAUUCUAUGACUAACCAAACAAAUAUUUUGAAAUGGACUUAUUUCAAGAAAUUUCCACCAAAGAUAAAAAAACUCAAAUUUCUACUACAACUGGUCGAGUAAUCCUAGGAAUAACAGGAGGAAUAGCAUUAGGGCUCACUAUAAUAUCUUCUUCUUUUAUAAGACCUGCUUUCCGUAAAUAUUGCCUACCAUAUAUACCCGCUACAGAUGAACAGUUAAAAAAUGUUUUAACAGCCCUUAAAAAUAGGGAAGGACUUCUAUUAGAUUUGGGUUCAGGAGAUGGAAGAAUUGUGUUAGAAUCCGCUAAGAAAGGCUUUAUAUCUCAUGGUGUUGAGCUGAACCCUUGGUUGAUAUUAUUCUCCAAAUUUGAUGCAUGGAGGAAAGGACUUGGAAAAAAUACUAAUUUUUACAGGAGAGAUUUAUGGAAAUAUGAUGUUUCCAAGUAUGACAAUGUUGUGAUCUUUGGUGUUGAACAGAUGAUGGAAAACUUGGAAAGAAAACUUGUAAAUGAAUGCAAAAAUGGUUGCAAUAUCAUUGCUUGUAGAUUUCCAUUACCGAUGAAGAAGCCAUUAGUUACAAUAGGAUGUGGUGUUGACACAGUUUGGGUGUACAAUAUAGAAAAAAAAUCUGCAUAAAAAUAACUAUCUUAAAUUAUAA